AUGCCGGCCGGAGUGUCGACCCUGGCCAUGAGCGAGGGCAUCAGCUUCGACCCGAAGGGGAAGGCCUUCGCGAUCCUGCGAAAGGACCUGGACUCCUCUCUGCCGCUGCUCCACGUCGACCAGGACGACUCGCAGAGUCCUAAGGACGACCUGGAGAAGCCGGAGGUGCGUCGCAGUCGACUCGGCGAGUCGAACGAGCACCUCGUCCUGGCGAGCCUGCAGGGGCACAGGACGAGCCCCCUGACGAAGGAGCGCAGCAGGAGCCAGGGGAACCUCUCCAAGGAGAGGGCCGAGUCGAAGCCCGUGUCCUUCUCGACGGAGGACCUUAACGAGGCCCUGAACGCGAAGCUCGGCAGGAUACAGGAGGAAAGAAGGAACGAGAGGCUCCAGGGCGGGUCCUUCAUCGGCAGGAAGCCCUUCGUCACGACCGUGAAGACUGGGGAGUUCUUGAUGCCGCCCCCGGAAGUGGCGGCUCUCCUCGGCAUCGCGCCCUACGCCAACGGCGACGAGGUCCCCAGGUCGAGGUUCAAGCCUUUGGCCUCCCUGAAGAGGCCGGAAGUUCGUCAUCAGAGCCACGUCUCCAGGUGCAGGGCCGCCCUCAAGGCCACCGCCGAUUUCGGGAUCAAGCUGGUCGACGCCAUCGGCACCAGGUCCUCGGUUGAGACUCUGCCCUCCGACCAGCCCCCAUCUUUCGGGAACAUCAUGCACGAUCGGAGGGUCGUCCGGGGUAGCACCUUCGCCUCGGCUCCGAUCCUGAUAGAUCCUGAUCGAUCAUACGCAGAUGCGAAAAGGAAGCACAUGGCGAGAAAACGAGCCCAAUCCCAGGCUGCGAGGUCUUCGGCGAUGAGGCUGGGAUCUCCACCUCCUGUUCCUGGCCGGAAACAUGAGCCCAUCCAGACCGAGAUGUUCCUCGAGGAGCUCUUCGAGAAGCCGAUCGAGCUGGACGUCUCGACCCAGACGGACUACUUCCUGGACAGGCCUGCGACGCCUCGGUAUUGUCCUGCCAAGGUGGGCCAGGAUGCCAGCACCCAGAUAUGUCCUGGGGACCUCUUCGACUACGACGUCGAGGUCCAGCCCAUCCUUGAAGUGAUGGUGGGGAAGACCAUAGAGCAGGCGCUGGUGGAGGUCCUGGAGGAGGAGGAGCUAUCAGCGUUGAAGGAGCAGCAGAGGAGAUUCCUGGAGCUGCGAGCCGCGGAGAAGGCCGAGCAGCAGAGGCUCGAGGAACAGGAAAGACGUCUGCGGGAUGAGAAGAACCGACGUCUUCGGCAACACGAGGAGGCGGCAAAGACCCAGCAGGAAACGGAAGACAGAGUGGCCGCUGCGGUUCUUCUCACAGGAUACAUUGCGGAACUCCUGCCAUCCGUCCUGGAGGGCCUCAAGAUGUCCGGCUUCCUCCUGGAUGAAAUCAAGGCCGACGUCGAGGAAGGGUUCAUGCCUUGGCUGAUGAAGGAGGUCAAGAAGGAGAUGGGCACCAUGGUGGAGAGCAGGGAGAUCCUCAUGGACAUCGUGCAGGAGAUCCUGGAGAACAGGGCGGAAACGUACAAAAGACUGGGGGAGGAAUACGACGCCUCGAGGGAGGCGAGGACGCCGAGGGUGGAGGCGCAAGAAGAGGGUGGACGUCGCGACGUCGAUUUCCUUAAUUACGAGCCACCCCUUAUGGAGGGCGAGCAUGUGUAG
Molecule: messenger RNA, 1677 nt
Organism: Orussus abietinus
Lineage: Eukaryota; Metazoa; Arthropoda; Insecta; Hymenoptera; Orussidae
Gene: Rsph3
Product: radial spoke head protein 3 homolog B
Exons: 8
Coding region: 1-1677 (558 amino acids)
Cellular component (GO): cilium
Source: RefSeq, a predicted model, not a curated record